AUGGCGGAUGCCAAUCUUCACCGACCCAUACAAAUCUUCAACUUCGGGCUGACCCCCUCGCCUGCGUCAGAACGGCGCUCGCACCUGGGUCCAUUCGACGCCGAGUGUGCAGCAGACGCAGACGACGACUGCAACAUCAUCACCACCCCUUGUAUGACCUGGAUUCCCGAAUUUCCGCGUAUCUCUGGGCGCGAGAUCGUGACGUUCAGCGACGGCCUCUGGGGACCCCAGGAGUACACACGCUGGCCUCAGCUAUACAACGAACAUUGCGUUCACCACGCAUGUAUUCCCACUAGCAACUCAGAGUAUGCUCCGGGGUCGCAAGUGUACGAUGGUCUUGGGUACGAUCCGUGGGAGGAAUCGAAGACAUGCGGGGUUCUGGGGUUUGGAUAUCUGAAGGGGGAGGUCCUGAACGAGUUAUAUUCAAUCGCAGUCGCGGUCAUUUCGCGUUACGAGCAGGCCGAAACCGCCGCUCGGCGUCGCGACCCAGCGACUUUCAAUGCCUCAUCGGGUGUUGAUAGGAGGCUGGGUGCGAUGCUAUGCCUCCUGCUGAGGAAUGCUGUCGACCGUCUCAGAGCGCUCCCCUGCACCGAGCAGCACGCCCUGGUGACGGCGAGAAUGGCUCACCGUCUCAUUCUCGAGCUUUCUGGUCUGACGGUCUACUUCACUGUCCUAGUCAGUCGCAUCGCCAACACACACAACCGUGUUCACCCUGUCUUGAAGGUCCUCGGCGCUUUCGUCCGCAAUGACGCCGCCGCCCAACUCCUCUAUCGCAUAGGGUUGCCGUUCUGGUACAUCCGGCCAUGGACUGCCAAUCUCUAUAUCCGCAAGGUGGUGAAACCUCGUGCGUGGAAUACUGAGCUGAAGGAUGAACCCGCCUGGCCCCGCAUUCCAAAGUCAUGGUAUGACCCCGACGGGACGCAUCAAGACCCGGCUCGCUGGACGCAGCCCUCGGUGCUCUUUGUGAGCAACCUACUGUGCUCGUCGGCGUUGCCUCGGCUCCAGGUCGUCGCUCGGCCCGACGGCACGGAGAGGGAAGCGAAACGGUUCAAGGGCGAUGACUCGACCCCGGCAAUGCUGUCUGGUUCCAAGGCGCCGCCACAGACACGCAACGCCAAGAAGAGGGGUAAACGCUCGCGCAGAGGCCGAGUGACGGAGAAGUCGCCGGAUCCACACCCCGCGACUACGUUCAAGGCUCCUCCUGCCGAGCUCGUCACCCUCAGUCCCAACUGGACGGCUGCUCUGUCCGAGCUUCCUCCAUUGCCGUUCCCGCCGCGUGUGGCGGCCGAAUACUACUUCCCACCGCCCUUCGUCAUCUUCCAGGCUAGCAGUCAGAAGACGCGUUAUCUGCACAACUUCACGCGCAUUCGUGAGUACUGCAGGCACCGCCUCGUCGACUCCGCCAUCAGUGGCACACCCCUGCGCAUCGCCGAUUGGCGUCAUGCCCUUUACGGCGAUUAUCGUCUCGACGAGCCGGACGCGACGGACAAGACUAGGAGCGAGGAUGGAUUACCGGGCCAUGAGACAACUUCGGAGGUGCCAAAGCGUGACUACCUCUACGAGCGACUGCAGUGCGUACGUCGGCUGUUCGCCAAAGGCGGAUCUCUGCUGUCGUACAACGAAGCCGACGUGUCGUGGUUUCGUGGGAUGAAAGUCAAUCUCGAUGCCGCAAGAACCAACAAAUCGUUCUUGGCUAUGGUGGUUUGGGAGCUUUACGAGACAAACUGGCGUUGCGAGUUGCGCGCCCUCGACAAUAUUCUAGUCGACUAUUCGGACGACGUGUUUCGCAAGUGGGAGCGUGAACAGCGCGUUGCUCGAGUGUGGCAGUCGUCGGUUCAUCAAACCGCGUUCUCGGUCAUUGACGUGUCCUCCCCCGCCUUCUGUUGGACACCGACGUGCGAAGAAGGGUGGCAGAGUCGCCGGGGCAACCUUCAGGCUUUGUUAUUGGUCAUGAGCGCGUGGCCACAGGUCCCCGAGGUAUUACGAGCCAAUGCAGUCACCAUCGGGGAAUGCGAUGAUGUGGGGCACUUCGACGCCGUCGAGGCCACUGCACUCAAAUUUUAUGUCAAAACCUUCACGUCUAAGUUCCACCGUCUGCCGUGUCCUCCCGUGCGACUAGUUUAUCUCCCGUAG
This is a messenger RNA of Fomitopsis serialis, 2133 nucleotides long. RefSeq lists its product as uncharacterized. NCBI's taxonomy places the organism in Eukaryota, Fungi, Basidiomycota, Agaricomycetes, Polyporales, Fomitopsidaceae. The coding region runs from base 1 to 2133 and encodes 710 amino acids. The transcript is spliced from 2 exons. The record is from RefSeq and is a predicted model, not a curated record.